AUGGGGGAGACAAACCCAACAACAGACGAAGCUUGGAACGAAAUCUUAUCACAAGUGCCCAUAGGCCCUGGUGGUAGACAUCCUAACAUUGCACUGCCGCGAAUCUUGAACUUUCUACUCGAUGAAGACGUCUAUAAACAUCCGCAAUGGGAUCGUCGGCUGGAGGAGAUUAUUAAAUAUCUGAACGAAGCCGACGAGGGGCGUCUUCGAGGCGACCUCGGCUACGAUGACCCUUACACACUCGCCGCGCUGGAAGAUGCGCUCAUCUUAGUCGAUCUGCAUCAGAGAUAUUACAAGCGGAAUUCCAAUCCAACUCCCUGGACGUCACGUAUCAUACCUGGUCAGCGUGUUACUGGACGCCUUCCAAACUUUCCUGGUCAAUCUCUUACUCAGCCCGCCCUCGAUAGAAUGCGAAACAAGCAUAAGCGUUACGACCAAUUGCGCGAGGUCCAAACCGAUGGUGUAUUCCCUGAGUUGUCUGCGAGGGGAGGAAAAGCGGUUGAAUACUAUCAGAAUGCAGAAGAACUUUACUUCGAAAAUUGCCUCAAGCCCGGCACCUACGACAACCGUAUUUUCAAUGGGUUCAGAAAUGAAAAUGAUAUGUAUGAACGCUGCAUCGUAGGUGGAGUCGAGGAAACCUGCAAGUUGAUUCCACCUCGCCCUGCAGACCAGGUUCCUACUGUUUUUGAUGAUGAUCUGGAUGCCACAUAUGGUACCGAGUCGGAAAGGUUACGCGACCUGACAGAAUUUUACGAGGCGCGAGGGUGGCAACGGGCUGCGGUCCAGCAAUGCCUGAAUAUGUUGACCAACUACGAGAACAAAGUUCUCAAUACUCCCUGGCGCCGCGUGGUCUUGCCGUACGAGCAGCCGAAUCCAGCAUUGAAGGAGAUAAUUUACCAACCCCGGGCACUUCCCCCGGAGAGGGUCCAUAAGAGUCUCAGGGAGCCAUAUCCUUGGGUAUAUUGGUACAACCAGCAUGAGGAGCUUAUCCAAGUCCUGGCUGGCUGGCAGCGGCGGCGCUAUAACUUGGAGAAUUGGACAGAUUUCCAGAGGGCCGCCCUGCCAGCCAACUUCCACGGUCCUUACGUCGACAGAAAUCUUUCGGUAUACAACAGCCACUGGCUAGAAAUGGGCGCGUAUUUAAAAAGGCUACGUAAGCGCCUAGAGGACACCUUCGGCAUAGCUCCUCGGCCAUUCUUACUGGCUAUUCUACGGGAUAUCCAAGCUGGGAUAGAAUGGCGCCCUAAUCCGUUGGGAAAUACCACGGAAUGGAGCCCUGACGAGGCAGAAUAUCCUAGGCAAGCUCGUAGAGAUAUUAUGAGGAGACCGAAAAUCGAUUGGGUUGAGUUGGAUCCCUCUCUAGACUUACCUCCGACCAUUUUGCUUCUCGAUGAAUCUGACGCGGCCUGGCUGAAAUAUCUCUGUCAGCCCUCACGUAGCGAGGCAAUGUGCAACCCCGAGAAGCAACCAGUUGAUAACCUAACCAUCCUUUUCGAUGAGCGGCUCCAGGAUUUCCUCAACAACCCAGGCGCAUCUGACAGCCCAGGGACGGCUGGGAUAGAUAUUUUCGAGCCGAAUGUACAGCAGUGGAAGGAGGAGACAAGGAACACUAGACCAUUAUUGGACGAGGCGCUCGCGUACAUAAAUGGUGGGGGGGACGCUGGAAAAUCUCACGCAAACGAAACCUAUCGGUUCCUACGCUCAGAAGCCAUUUACCACUUAGAGAAGCUUCGUAAAUUGGGCCGAGUUCAAUACGUAGAGAUAUUUGACCGAAACAAGCCCCGAGAAGAGCGGGAAAUUGCUAUCAUAAGACCGAAAUACCAAAUACACCCCGAGAAUCGUGUAUAUUGGCGCCAUGAAAGCCAAAGAGCAUUCCGCACCAACCAGGAUUUGUACCGAGAAGCAAUAGUUGAGCAUUUGGAAAACAAAUAUGGACUUAGCAGUUCAAAAGCCUCUAUUGAGACGGAGGAGUUGAAACACAUCCUCGAUCACCUUGGGGAUGACACGUUACCCGAUAAGUUAGUAGGGAGUAUCUCCAAGAAUGGUAGGCCAGAAGAGGGCGAAGUUACCAGUCACGAUUUGUUGCAGGCACAGAUCCAACCAGAGAUUGGCUGGGUCCAGGGCUCGUACCCGGAGGGAGGCCCAGAGGAGAGACGCAAUGCGCCUAGCUGGUCUGACCUAGUUGACUGGGAGACAUUAGGAAAGCUGUCAGUUGAGAGAAUCAGUGAUGAUAUCCGCAGUGAAAUUCGCGAGGAAGCAAUGAAAAUGCGUCGUUUGCCAGUCCCAGAGAGGACUGUCCAGUUCUUUCGAAAUCUUGCCUACCGAAUGGGACGUACGAUAGCGCACGUCGAGGAAAUUGAACGCAGACUUCAGUACGCAGCUUACGAUGACGGGUCGGGGAUUCCAAAAAGUCGCGAGUGGAAAGCAAUUUCUACAGAAGCAUCUAGACAGGCUUAUGAGCACUGGCACCUUACUAUCCAGAACGGCGUGGGACCAAUAGAGUUCCUACCGCCGACUAUGGAGGAUGUUGUCAACAAAGGUGACCCCGAUGGGCUUAUGAGGCGAGAGUUCAGGGGUCUAAGCGCGGCAGAUAUUAUCCGAGAGGGCAUCAUUAAUAACUGCGUCGAGAACCGCAACACGAUGUACCCCGGCCGCAUUGAGACUCUCGAGGAUUCCUCAGGUUUCUAUAUUAAUGACAGCAAAUUCAAACCAAAUAAGAUACUUAGUGGUUACAAGCGACCAAGCCUGUUUAAAUGGGCUACCCAAAGGCAAAGGCGGUACCAAGCUCCGUAUACUAGGGGUAUAUUCUUCCAUAUGCUGCGUUGGCCGGUACAUCUUCAAAGCGAACGCUUACAAGAAUUUAUCAGGCAACGGCAGGACGAAGUGGAAAGGGUAGAGCCAAGCCUCCCAAGCCAAAGCUACGGCAUACUAAUGGCUAGGUUUCCCGAAAGACUAGUAGAGAGAGUAACAAGUGGUUUGACACGGUAUCCUGGGCCAAACAAUCGUUGGUCUAAGGACCAGAGAACAAAGGGAACGACUUCGGAAAAUGUCACAAAGACCCAUGUGGACACAAAAGACCCAGAACGGAACGAUGUCUCGGAACAAACAAAGGCCCCCAUAGACACAAAGCAUCCCUCAAGUACAAAGCCCGCGAUCGAGACAUCUACCCAAGAAGUUCCUCAAGCAAUUCCCCCAGUAAACCAUUCAGAAACGCCCCAAACGGCCCCCGAAGUGAAACCUCAAGAUAUUCCCCAAUCGCGCGUUCAAGAGAUCCCGAGAGGAGAAAACGAAGAAGGCCCAAUAGCCGCAUCAGCCAUACCAGUUGAACCACAACGACCCAGUGCACAUACUGACGACGCAGAUAAGAUGGCGGCGACACAAAAACCAGCUACAGCUACAGCUACGGCGGCAAACAAGCCUCUCAAGCAGCCUAUGGUACCGAUCACCAAGCCGGAAGAGCGCUUCGUGCCAGGGCCCGCCAUCUUUCCUAUGGCCGAGACUCCCUUACAAACUGUCGUUCUUAGUCGUCAACUUGAAGAUGUGGUUUACCCCCAGUCUCCCCUCAACCUCUGGGGUAAAGUACGUAAGGUCUACAAGGCUAUGACAGACGUCGAGCCACCCCAAAUUCCCCUGCUACCACCGACCCCAGACUCGGACAUCCCUCGUAGCACUUCCAGGAAGCGCAAGAUCCCGGCCGAUUUCAUCCUGGCCUCUGCAGCACAGGGUAAUAAGAGAGCAAAUACCGGAACUGACGUCAAGACCCCAAAGCCUACCGUACCGCCCGCAAAUCGAAGGAACGUUACACCUUGGGCUACCCCUCGGCGCCAUUCUCAGGUUGACCCUGUUGACUCCUUAUCCCAGUCUAAAAAAACUGGUCAAGGUGGGCUCCCGACUCAACAGCAGGUUACGCCUCCCGUCACCCCGGCACGUCAAUCGCAGACUACAACGCAGGUACCCCAAGGUCAGACUACGACUCAAGUACCUCAUGGCCAGACCACCACCCAGGCCCCUCAAGGCCGUGGCAAUACUCAGAUCCCCCAGGGCCAGGUACCGGCUACUCAGCCCGCCCAUCAACAAGCUACCGGUUCUGGAUCCAUUAGCCAGGCGCACCAAGACUGGCUCAACCGAGAAUCCAGUGGGUUAGCCAAGGCCAAAUCAGAAGCUUCACAUCGUUGGAAAUACACUCCCCUCCCUGGAUUGGAGUCCAAGAUGAUAGCUGAGGAGCAGGCUAAGACUGGCCGCGUUGUAGAUCAGCCAUUCCCACCUGCACCACAGCACAACACUCAAGGUGAGAACCCACACGCGGACAACGAGGCCUUACGCCGUGCUUUCCCCAACGGUUGGGCUCCUCUAGGGCCUAGUUUCGGUCUCGAUGGCGCUCUGCACGCUAUCUGUAACAGCAUGCGGCUCCAAGACUCGAAGAACCUCUGGCUUCCGGCUAUGUCGGCCCUCCGUGCCUCGUAUGAUGAUCCAGACUGCUUUGUCGGCGCAGAUAAGACCGUCACGGACCAGAACCACUACGGCCUCACCAUCAUACAGGCCGAGGCUGCCCUGCAGCACUACGUCCGGCACGAUGGACCCAACCCUCACCACGUCCAGCUAUGCUGCAUUAUCCGCACGCCUCCUGGCGGUGAGUUCUACACCCACUUUGUACCGGCGCCGCCGUUCCCUGGCUCGGAGAAACCCCGCCAGGUGUGGAUCUACUGCACGGGCGCCAACGAGUUCGGGGCGGUGUUCCCCGUCGUGUCGCCUCAGUAG
This is a messenger RNA of Daldinia caldariorum, 4758 nucleotides long. RefSeq lists its product as uncharacterized. The record is from RefSeq and is a predicted model, not a curated record. The transcript is spliced from 3 exons. Lineage: Eukaryota; Fungi; Ascomycota; Sordariomycetes; Xylariales; Hypoxylaceae. Bases 1 to 4758 code for a protein of 1585 amino acids.